AUGAUGCAGCUGGCCGACGUCCUCCUGGACGCUGGGUAUGCAGUCGUGGUGGCGCUUAUCGACCCUGCGGAUAAAGAAGACGUCGCCUUCGCUGCCGUCGUCCGCCGCGUCGCAGCAUCGAAGCCUCUCGUCGCCUUCCACAAGCUGCCGCGGAUCGAGGACCCUCCCACCGUCAUCCAUGACGCGCAGUUUAUCCUCAGGUACCUCGACCUCGUGAGCCGCUAUGACAAGCUCCUCCACGGCUUCCUCUGCGCCAUGCCUCUUGGCAGUGUCCAAGCCGUGGUCGUGGACGCGUUUUCCAGCGGGGCGCUUGACGUCGCCAAGAAGCUCGGCAUCCCGGCGUACUCCUUCUACGCCACGAAUGCCUCUACGGUCGCCGUCUUCCUCCAGCUUCCUACGAUUUGCAGGGAGGAUCAACCAAGCUUCAGGGAGCUAGGAGACACCCCUCUCAACUUCCAUGGAGUCCCACCCAUGCCGGCGUCUCACCUUGUCGAGGAGGUACUCCGGGAUCCGGAGAGCGAGGUAUACAAGGUGAUGAUAGACGGGUUUCGCAGGAUCCCGGAAGCAGUAGACGGCAUCCUGGUGAACACGUUCACGUCAUUGGAAACUCGGGCGGUGGAAGCUCUCGGGGACCUGAGGCUGCGGCAUCUCCCGGCAAUGCCGCCGGUGUACUAUGUGGGGCCCCUGCUCGCCGGAGCUGGCAAGGAAAAAGAAAAGCAUGAGUGCCUCUCGUGGCUCGACGAGCAACCGGAGCGCAGCGUCGUCUACCUCUGCUUCGGAAGCAUUGGCACCGGCAACCACUCCAGGGAGCAGCUGAAUGAAAUCGCUGUCGGCCUGGAGAAUUCGGGCCACCGGUUCCUGUGGGUGGUGCGAGCUCCUCCAAGCGACGACCCCGAGCGGCCGUCCGACCACCGCACCGACCCAGACCUCGACGAGCUCCUGCCGGAUGGGUUCUUGGACCGAAUAAACGGCCGCGGCCUCAUCCUCAAGCUGUGGGCGCCACAGGUGGAGAAGAUGAACAAGGUGUUCAUGGUGGAGGAGGCCGGGAUUGGAGUGGAGGUCGCAGGAUGGCAGCAAGGGCUUGUCAAGGCGGGGGAGGUGGAGGCUAAGGUGAGGAUGGUGCUGGAGUCCGAGGAAGGGGAGCGGCUCAGGGCGCAGGUGACGGCGCUCAGCAAGGCGGCAGCUGCGGCAUGGGAAGACGGUGGUUCGUCGCGCGUUGCGUUCCAAAGGUUCAUAUCAGAUGCCGAGAAGCUCAAGGCUCAAGCGAUGCGUGCGUAG
Messenger RNA from Miscanthus lutarioriparius, 1278 nucleotides. NCBI's taxonomy places the organism in Eukaryota, Viridiplantae, Streptophyta, Magnoliopsida, Poales, Poaceae. The record is from the annotation of a GenBank genome assembly.